AGGGGAGGUCAGCUCUUUCCAAAUUUACCUCGCAGGUCCGGUCCUCCAGCAUUCGCCGCAGGUUAGCAGUAGGGGAAGGGGAAGACAUCCCAGGUUCUUGUGCGAUUAUCGAGAGGAGGAGCUUGCGAUUGCGAGCGAACCGAGAGACAAUCUUCCUCACGAGAUCUCCGAUUGGAUAAGUGAUUUUUCUGUAUCACCAAAGACCAAGAGCAGUAGUAGGGUUUAACAAGCAAAGGGGGAAAAAUGGCAAUUGGACAGGGCGACGCGAGGAAGGGGUGCCUUGCUACGAGCUUGAGCUUCUCGAACUGCAGGAGCAGCACAAGGAUCCUCGGGAGGAAGCGGGUCGCCGUCUCGCCGGCUCCGGGCCCCAGGAGCCCGCACUCGCCCGUCCGCACCCUGCGCAAGCAGCGCAGCGUCCGGUUCCACAUGGACGACGCCGUCAGCCUCCUCGAAUCGCUGCCUCAAGACGUCCUGAUUAAAGUCCUGUGCAAGGUGAACCACAGUGAUCUGAGGCAGCUCCUCCUCGUGUCCAAACCAGUCAGCGAAGCAACAACUGUUGCUAGGGAGCUGCAUUUCAAGUUCGCGACGCCGUCGUCUAAGGCCGUUUUUAGAGGCGACGAGGACGGCGACGAUGAGGACGGCCCCGGGGCGCCCAGGCAACGCAGGGUUGCGAGGUCGCGCCUCCGGGGCAAGAACCUGGAGAGCAUCGCCGUCAACCUGUCGGCGUCGUUCGAAAGCUUGCUCUCCGAGGUCUAGAUGUAAAUACGAUGACAUCGUCACAGGCUUUCAGUUCCCGCUUCUGCUCGCCAGUGUAUCUAGUAGUGUCAGGUUGCAAAGUUUAGUGCUUUUUGUAGCCCACGUCAUAGAGAAACUUUUUAGGUAGCAGUAGUAUUAUAGCAUACUCAUAUGUGUAAGUUAGCUUAUAUAGAGCGAGUUAUAUAUGGUGGUGGUUCUUCAAUGCUGUGAUUGAAGAACACACGCGACGUUUUUAUCCCCUUUCCUUUUUGUGUACGUACUUUGUAAGUUAUAUAUGCGAGGGCGUCGAGCGUGCGAUCUCUCUUC
Messenger RNA from Panicum hallii, 1062 nucleotides. RefSeq names its product F-box protein SKIP27-like. Gene Ontology annotation, molecular function: protein binding. The record is from RefSeq and is a predicted model, not a curated record. NCBI's taxonomy places the organism in Eukaryota, Viridiplantae, Streptophyta, Magnoliopsida, Poales, Poaceae. The coding region runs from base 244 to 756 and encodes 170 amino acids. The transcript has 4 exons.